UCCCACAGAAAGUCACUGUGUUAACUCUUCAAUUACUGUGAUUUGAAUUGGGUUUUCAUGUAAUAAUUAAGAUGUCCUUUCUUAUCUGUUUCUGUCUUCUUCCUCUUUCUUAAUUCUUAAUCCUUCUCUACUUUUUCGACAGCUAGAUUUUCUCUUUAUUGUUCCUCUUCACUCUUCAGCUAAUUUUGGGACUUUUACGAUACGAUGCCUUUUCCUCGUUUUCAGAUUUUUGGGGUUUUUUUCCAGGUUUGUCCAUUCUUGCCAGGAAAGGUUUGAAAUUGGUGGGUUUUGCUUUGACACAUCAAAUUGAUGCGUUCCUUCAAAAUUAACACGUUUGGUUUCUUCCACUUCCAAAUUUUAGAAUUUGUGAUUUUAGGCAGUGACAAACCGGGGACCUGAGACUUCAGAAACUGCUGAUUAUCGGGUCUCACCAUCUGACAUUCCACUCAUAGAACCUAGUAGUAAAGAGCACAGGAUGAGAGAGGCACAGCUAGGCGCUCACACUGUGAGGUCCCAUGGAAUGACCCUUGCAAGGACUCACAUGCAUGAUUGGAUCAUACUCGUGUUACUUGUUAUUCUCGAGUGCGUACUACUUAUAAUCCAUCCAUUUUAUCGCUUUGUCGGAAAAGAUAUGAUGACUGAUCUCAGUUACCCUUUAAAGAGCAACACAGUACCGAUUUGGACAGUCCCGGUCUAUGCGAUGCUGUUGCCAUUGGUAAUCUUCAUCGUUAUCUACUUCCGUAGAAGAGAUGUAUACGAUCUUCAUCAUGCGGUGCUAGGUCUCUUAUACUCUGUUCUGGUAACAGCAGUACUUACCGAUGCAAUAAAGAACGCAGUUGGUCGACCACGCCCUGACUUCUUCUGGCGUUGUUUCCCCGAUGGCAAAGCUCUUUACGAUAGACUGGGAGAUGUUAUAUGCCAUGGUGAUAAAUACGUCAUAAGGGAAGGGCACAAAAGCUUCCCAAGCGGACACACCUCAUGGUCUUUUGCAGGUCUGGGAUUUCUGUCGCUCUACUUAUCGGGAAAGAUUCAAGCUUUUGACGGUAAAGGCCACGUUGCAAAGCUAUGCAUUGUGAUACUCCCGUUGCUAUUCGCAGCCCUUGUCGGCAUUUCCCGUGUAGAUGACUAUUGGCAUCACUGGCAAGACGUCUUUGCAGGAGGCUUGCUAGGUCUCGUGAUCUCUACGUUUUGUUAUCUUCAAUUCUUUCCGCCACCAUAUCACACCGAAGGUUGGGGACCAUAUGCUUACUUCCAAGUGUUGGAGGCCGCACGAGCGGUAGCAGCCGAGAAUGGAGAAGCGGCGCAGCGACCGCCACAGGGUGGUGAAAACGGUGAAGAGGAAGACGGCGGCUUUAUGGGUUUACAUUUGGUGGAUAAUCCGAGUAUGAGGAGAGAAGAAGAUGUAGAAACUGGCAGAGGCUGAGAGGAAGAUACUCUGAAGCUGCUUUGGUUGCUUGCUUCUUUUAUGACACACCUUCUCUUCUUCUUUUUUUUAGAAACUUAGACAACUUUAGUAGAUUUCUGUCGUUUUCAUUAACCGUUUAAGGAAUCCGGUAUGGGUAUUGAUUAAGGUUAAUUUCUUUAAAUUGGUUCAGUUCGGAUCAAUCCAACCACAAGUUCAGAUACCAAAAUUUGUUUAGUUAAAUACAAAGACAUAAUCAUUUUUGUUCA
This is a messenger RNA of Eutrema salsugineum, 1671 nucleotides long. RefSeq names its product putative lipid phosphate phosphatase 3, chloroplastic. NCBI's taxonomy places the organism in Eukaryota, Viridiplantae, Streptophyta, Magnoliopsida, Brassicales, Brassicaceae. The record is from RefSeq and is a predicted model, not a curated record. Gene Ontology annotation, molecular function: phosphatidate phosphatase activity. The transcript is spliced from 9 exons. Gene Ontology annotation, biological process: phospholipid metabolic process. Bases 476 to 1423 code for a protein of 315 amino acids.